Messenger RNA from Gastrolobium bilobum, 447 nucleotides. RefSeq lists its product as uncharacterized. The record is from RefSeq and is a predicted model, not a curated record. The coding region runs from base 1 to 447 and encodes 148 amino acids. NCBI's taxonomy places the organism in Eukaryota, Viridiplantae, Streptophyta, Magnoliopsida, Fabales, Fabaceae. The transcript has a single exon.
AUGACAUCGGUUUGCAUAUCCAACUGCGUGAACGACGCACGUGACCCACGCGUGCCGGUUCGAGCAACCUACGUGAACCUCUACAAGUGGCCGGAAUCGGAUGCAGAGUUUGUGAGAUCGGUGAGCUCAAAUGGUAGAAGGGGUUCUUCGCACGUGUAUGGCCACCCAAGGGUUGUGGAUAGCAUCUCCUGCAGACAGAUGUACCUGAAAAGCUACAAAUUUUCCAGGAAAGAGACCGUUCCCGAGAAAACCCAGAAAUGUUUUGGGAAGGUAAAGGAGAAAGUGGCUCACGGUGGAAGGAAGAAGAGAAGGACUCAUCAGGGUAGAAGAAGGAAGUGUUUGGUUUGGAGGAAAAUGAAGGAAAUCUCGUACUCUGCUUUGUUUAGCAUUUUCCACAAGUUCUUGUCUUGCGGCGCAAGUGUAGAUGUUGUGGAUGAAAAUUAUUGA